AUGAUUGUAACAAUACUUGGAUUUCAGAAUUUGAUGGUUCAGCCUUGGUAUAUCAUUCCAUACAAAAAUGAUACAAUUAAGAGAUUCUUAUGCAAAGGAUGGUCAUGUGAAGCCUCAAAUUAUAAACCUCAUCAAUUGGAUGAAUUUGAUGACGUAAUAAACUCAUAUAUCAAUGGAACAUAUGAAUCCAAUUUAGAGAGAAAACUUAUACAGUUUAUAUCACGAGGUUAUUAUCCUGCUUAUUGCGCUGCAGGAUUAUUUGCUAUGACUGGAUUGGGAAACUUCACACAAAAUCUUACAAGAUCAUACAUAAUGCUAAAUAAAGGAGCUGAGUAUGGCUUAUGGUCAUGCUUUGAUACCUUGACUUUUCAUCCAUUUACAGAAAAUCCAUUCGAAUUCUCCAAAAUUGCAAUGAAAUAUGGAGGUGUCUGGUCAACAAUAUACUAUGCAUUAGAAAAUAUUAAACAAAAUGGAGAUGCUAUGGAAUCAUUAGAAAUUUUAUCUCAUGUUGAAACAGGAGCUACAUCUGGAUGGUGGAAGAAGCGUAGAAGUGGAAAAGCUUAUGCAAAUGCCUUAAGCGUCAUCAUGAAUAUGACUGAAGGAAAUGUUCAAGAAUCAUGGGAAACAAUGCUAAAUCUAUCUAGAGGAAGUAACUUACCAGCAGCAUUAUGGGUUGCUGAUGGAUACAAAACUGGUGAAAUUGGCCGAGUAGAUCCAAAAGAAGGUGUUAAAAAUUUGAUACCAUACUUAAGCACAGGACCAUGGAGAAUAGAUGUCGCCUCAAUCAUUGAAUCUAAUGAAACUGUUAACAAGACACUUUUAUUUGAUAUUGCCUCUAAAAUCGGAAAUAAUUAUGCUCAAGCCAUCUCAAGCUUCCCACAGAUAUACUAA
Trichomonas vaginalis G3 is the source of this 891-nucleotide messenger RNA. RefSeq lists its product as uncharacterized. The record is from RefSeq and is a predicted model, not a curated record. The coding region runs from base 1 to 891 and encodes 296 amino acids. The transcript has a single exon. Lineage: Eukaryota; Parabasalia; Trichomonadida; Trichomonadidae.